Messenger RNA from Gadus chalcogrammus (walleye pollock), 1594 nucleotides. RefSeq names its product centrin 3 (gene cetn3). Gene Ontology annotation, biological process: spindle pole body duplication. The record is from RefSeq and is a predicted model, not a curated record. Gene Ontology annotation, molecular function: calcium ion binding; microtubule binding. Gene Ontology annotation, cellular component: microtubule organizing center. The transcript is spliced from 5 exons. Bases 123 to 626 code for a protein of 167 amino acids. NCBI's taxonomy places the organism in Eukaryota, Metazoa, Chordata, Actinopteri, Gadiformes, Gadidae.
CGACGCCUUUACUGCAGCAUAGAAACAAGUGAACCAAUAGCGGGGCGUCGUGUGAGCGCGGCUAAACGGCUGUGUUGUGUGUACCUGCUUCAAUCGCGAAUAGGUCGUACGAAUCUUCCAGCAUGAGUCUCGCUUUAAGAACUGAUCCUACUGCAGACAAAGCCAAGCGCAAGAAGAGGAGAGAGCUCACAGAGGAGCAGAAACAUGAAGUUAAAGAAGCCUUUGAGUUAUUUGACACUGAUAAAGAUAAGGAGAUUGACUACCAUGAACUCAAGGUUGCGAUGCGAGCGUUGGGGUUCGAGGUGAGGAAGGUGGACGUUUUGAAGAUUCUCAAGGACUACGACCGAGCGGGAACCGGCAAAAUAUCCUUCGAUGACUUCACCGAAGUUGUGACGGAGCGCAUCCUGGAGCGAGACCCUAAGGAGGAGAUCCUGAAGGCCUUCAAGCUGUUUGACGACGACGAGUCGGGCAACAUCAGCCUGAGGAACCUGCGGCGGGUGGCCCGCGAGCUGGGGGAGAACGUCACGGACGAAGAGCUGCGCAGCAUGAUCGACGAGUUCGACACCAACGGCGACGGGGAGAUAAAUCAAGACGAGUUCCUGUCCAUAAUGACUGGUGACUCCUAACAGGAAGGCCGUGUCUCAGAAGAGUUUACCCAGACAAUGGGGCGUUUCUUCCUGGAUGUAUACAUCAUGCAGGCGGGUGAGGAACCCAGACAAAGAUGAUCUGUCAUGAUCUGUCGUUGGAGCAGCGUCACGUCAUCGCUCGUGUGCGGACUGAUGAAAAACCUUCUGUUACAGUCACUUCUGGAAUUUGGACCCCAUGUUAUGUUUAAAUGAUCCAUGACUGCCGUGGGGACUGAGCACAUUGGGACUGAACCAGGCGAUGUUUAGCCAGGCUACAUCGGCUGUGUUGUUGGUUUUGUGUCGGUUUUUACUCUGUUGAUUUACACAUAUGAUUUCAGAACAGUUGUGAAUAAAGUAAAGUAAGAUUUUUUUGGUUUAUCCAGAGUUUUGGUUUACCCAGUUGUCCUUUAUGCGGCUUUGUUGUUAUAUCUGAAUCUUUAAACGACAAUAUGCAUUUCUGUGGCUCUGUGUGAUUAAGUGAUUUUUCUCGCAACACUUUUUUUUGUUUUGUUACAAAUGUAAUUAUUUUAUACAAAAUAAAAUGUGUUAAUUUUUUGUUCAAAUGCUGUAAAGUCCUAUGAUUGGUGCUUUAAAACCGGUAUUUGGCAUCUACUUAAACUAAAUAGAUGGGGCAUUUAUCUAUGAUUAGCCGGUGCAGUUGCGUAUUUGUUUUUGAUUGUUUUAACUCCUGUCCCACAACAGUUGUUGCCACCUAAAACACAUUCCUAGAACUUCACUUUAUGUCCACACUAAAUCUGUUUCAGAGUGUGCUGAUAAGACCAUCUGUCAUUUACAACAAAACCAUGACGGGCCCACGCAUCUUCUGAAGUAUUUUUUCCCUAACCAUUGUUUGACUAUUGACUGCUGAUGUAUGUGUUUUAAAAAACAAACUGCCGUGCGUCGUCAGCUAAGCCCGAAGUGACGAUUCAACCGAACCACCAAACCUCAAAAUCGUCCCCAAAGCGCCC